Molecule: messenger RNA, 7495 nt
Organism: Dunckerocampus dactyliophorus (ringed pipefish)
Lineage: Eukaryota; Metazoa; Chordata; Actinopteri; Syngnathiformes; Syngnathidae
Product: protein polybromo-1-like
Exons: 27
Coding region: 1037-5830 (1597 amino acids)
Biological process (GO): chromatin remodeling
Cellular component (GO): RSC-type complex
Molecular function (GO): protein binding; chromatin binding
Source: RefSeq, a predicted model, not a curated record
AUUCCCGAACCUGGAGUGGCGGAGAUAGCUGGCAAGCGUCCCAGGGAGUUCUAUUUUUUUGUGAAGGACAGGGCGCCCUGGAAUGAGAGGAAAGCGUUGCGGUUCCGGCAGCGUAAUGUUACCGCUAGAAUGAGACCCAAGUGGACAUCCCCUCAGGUCACCCGUUUUGUUCUGUGACUUUGCAGCAUUUCUCUCAUGCACUUUGUUUUUGGUGUUUGUGUGCGUUUUUGACAUUUGCAGGAUUGUCCCGUUGCAUUUAUUUUGUGGUGUUUCUGGGGUUUUUUAAUCAUUUUUGCAGGUUUACCCCUAUCAGCCUCCGUACUUGUGCCAUCUUAAAGGACAUGUUGACCUUCAACUCCUUAUAAUGUCAUCAAAUUUUGCAGAAAACGGCUGGACUGCAUCAUCAAAAUGCAUUAAAUCUCUAUCCUAGGCCACACUAGAUCGUUUCUAUCUCAUAUCAUAUAUAUCGAAUAAUCCUACAUUUCGCUGUAUUGUAGUUGCUAUUGGAGUACCCAGCAUGCCUUGCAGGCGCUUUGUGAAUAACAGCUGAAAGUGUUUGUGGUAGCGCUUAGUGGUAGUUACCCACAUAGACUGGUAGUUGAUUGUUGUUGUUGUAAAUUAAUUUAUGGGCACAGAGACAGCGUCCUGUACGACUCAUUUGACUUACAGUCGUACUUGUUUAUAGCGGUUAAUUGGGACCAGACCCGACCGCGACAUAGGAUUCAAUGUUAAUAAAUUGAAUAUUUUUGUCGUUAGAGCAUAGAAAACCUGUUUAUGACUUUCCAAAUAUGCUUUUUAACAUUAUUAGAGCCCUGUAGACAUGAAAUAACACCCCUAUAGUCACCUUUAUACUCCUAUUAUUCAUUGUUUACAACACGUUGCGCAUCUCCUAUGCUGCAGGGACUCGAGAUGGCACUAGCUAGUGAGCUAACAAGCUGGCAACAAGUAGGGUUGUGAACGAUAAACCGAUGUGACCGGAUUUCCGAUUUGACGAGCCUCCUGGAUCGAUGGGAAUCAGCUAUGAAUCCUUAGAUGAAUGGAUUGUAGAGACGUGCACCAGGUAUCGCAAACGAGCACCCGGUUGACAGCCCGUCUCUUAAACAACGGGUGCGUCAUGGCCUUGAAAAGGAGAAGGGCGACAUCCCCCUCGAGCAGCGUGAGUGGAGGAGAUUUUGACGACAGCCAGGCUUCCUCGCUCGUGUCGUCAAGUGGCAGAAAGCGGAGAAGGACGUCAAACAUUCCGACCGUGGACCCUAUCGCCGUGUGCCACGAACUGUACAACACAGUCAGAGACUACAAGGACGACCAAGGGAGGAUGCUGUGUGAGCUCUUCAUCAGAGCCCCGAAACGAAGGAACCAGCCAGACUAUUACCACGUGGUGUCUCAGCCUAUCGACAUGAUGAAGAUCCAGCAGAAGUUAAAGAUGGAGGAAUAUGACGACGUGGAGCAGCUCACCGGCGACUUUCAGCUCUUGUUUAACAACGCGAGGACAUAUUACAAGUCCGACAGUCCUGAGUUCCGGGCGGCCUGCAAACUGUGGGACCUUUACCAACGUACCAAGAACGAAUUUGUUCAGCCGGGGGAGGAUGACGAGGAAGAUGAAGAUGGCUACGAUGCACAAGACAACCCCAGUGGAUCUACGGAGGAUGAGAGCACGCCGACCUGCUUGAGAGACGUCCUGGAGCAGCUCCUGGAUGCCCUGGUGACGUAUGCCGAGCCCUCGGGCCGCCUGGUCAGCGAGCUCUUCCAGAGGCUGCCCUCUAAGGCGCAAUAUCCAGAUUAUUAUGCAAUCAUCAAGGAACCCAUAGAUCUGAAACUCAUCGCCCAAAAGAUUCAGAUGGGCCACUACAGGAGCGUUACCGCCAUGGCUAAGGACGUAGAGUUACUGGUGAAAAAUGCCAAAACCUAUAAUGAGCCUGGAUCACAGGUCUUUAAGGAUGCAAACACCAUUAAAAAGGUAUUUGCACAAAAGAAGACAGACAUUGAACACGGUGAACCCAUCAAGUCCAGCACUCGUAUCAGGAAUCGAAGGUGUGCUCAGGGCGAGCGCCUCUCAGCCAUCAGCAUGGCUCUUCAGUAUGAAAGUGACGAGGACGGAAUACUUUCUGGGUCGGUUCACUACGACGAGGGCGAGUCCGAGGCCGAGAGCUUGAACUCCAACAUGGACAUGAGUAACCCCAUCUUCCAGCUCUACGAAGCUGUGCGAGGCGCGAGGAACAGCCAGGGCCUCCUGAUCUCCGAGCCUUUCCUGGAGCUGCCCCCCAGGAAGGACUGCCCCGACUACUACAAUCAGACCCCUCAGCCCAUGUGCCUCCAUCAGAUCAAGAACAAGAUGAAGAACAACGAGUACGAGAGCGUGGAGCACAUGGACUCGGAUCUGGCGCUGGUGUUAGAGAACGCCAAACGUUCCAAUGUUCCUCACUCGUCCAUCUACAAGCGUGCGCUUAAGCUGCAGCACAUUCAGCAGAUGAAGCGAAAGGAGCUUUUCCAGAGAGAUGACGACGACGGGGACAGCAUGCUCUCCUCCGCCACCUCGGACACCAGUAGCACAAAGAGAAAAAGGUACACGCUCUCACACUUGCUGCGCUCUAUGACUUCCAAAGUGGGUGACAGCUCUUGGUUGUUCAGUCACAAGAAGAAUACAAAGAAAAAUCGGAUGAAAGCCCUGGUAGCUGCUGUGACGGAAGCGCGGGAGUCGGUCACUGGCAGGCGACUGUGUGACCUCUUCAUGGUCAAGCCGUCCAAGAAGGACUACCCUGAUUACUACAAGGUCAUCCUGGAGCCCAUGGACUUGAGGACCAUCGAGCACAACAUCCGCUCUGACAAGUAUCAGACGGAGGACGCCAUGGUGGAGGACAUGAAGCUGAUGUUCCGCAACGCUCGACACUACAAUGAGGAGGGCUCGCAGGUCUUCAAUGAUGCUGACGUACUUGAGAAAAUAAUGAAAGACAGACGCAAGGAUCUCGGACCAGUGACAGAUGAGGAUGACACGGUGUCCUCCAAGAUGAAAAUAAGGAAGACAAACAUCACUCUGAAGAAGUCUAAAUAUCUGACACCCUUGCAGCAGAAGCUGAACGAGCUGUACGAGUCCGUCAAGAACUACACAGACAAGCGCGGCCGCCGCCUCAGCACCAUCUUCCUGCGGCUUCCGUCCCGUGCCGAGCUGCCGGAUUACUACAUCGCCAUCAAGAAGCCCGUGGACAUGGAGAAGAUCAAGAGCCACAUGUUGGCCAAUAAGUACCAGGAUGUGGACGCGCUGGUGGAGGACCUGGUGCUCAUGUUCAACAACGCCUGCACCUACAACGAGCCCGAGUCUCUCAUCUACCGGGAUGCUCUCAUCCUGCACCGGGUGCUGCUGGAGACCAGGCACGCCCUGGAGGGAGGCGAGGACGCCUACGUGCCGGAUGUGCCUCGCCUCAUUCAGGAGCUUAUCCGCAGCCUCUUUGUCUCCGUGCUCGGCCACCAGGAUGACGAAGGACGUUGCUACAGCGAUUCUCUUGCCGAGAUCCCCGCCGCCGACGCCGCAAACCCUGAGAAGGCUGCGCUCAAUUUUGAGGUGAUUCGUAAGAAUGUAGAUAGAGGACGCUAUAUGAGGCUGGAUGUCUUUCAGGACCACAUGUUUGAAGUGCUGGAGAAAGCCAGACAUUUAAAUAGGACGGACUCGGAGAUCUUCGAAGAUGCCGUCGAGCUGCAGCAGUUCUUCAUCAGGAUCCGGGACGAACUGUGCAAGAACGGGGAGAUUUUGAUGUCACCUGCUCUGAGCUACACCUCCAAACAUCUGCACAACGACGUGGAGAAGGAGAAGAAAGAAAAGCUCCCCAAAGAGGUUGAGGAGGACAAAAUCAAGAGGGAGGAGGAGAAGAUGGAAGCCGAGAGCAGGGAGGAAUCUGUCGGAGGGUCCUGGCAGUCGAGCUCGCAGCGCACGUACAGUCAAGACUGCAGCUUCAAGGACAGCAUGUACUGCGUUGGAGACUACGUCUACGUGGAGCCCGCCGAGCCCAACCUCCAGCCUCACAUCAUCUACAUCGAACGCCUGUGGCAAGACAACACCGGUGAGAAGUGGCUCUACGGCUGCUGGUUCUACAGGCCAAAUGAGACGUUUCAUGUCGCUACACGCAAGUUCUUGGAGAAGGAAGUUUUUAAGAGCGACUAUUACAACAAAGCCCCCCUCAGCAAGAUUUUAGGCAAAUGUGUGGUCAUGUUUGUGAAGGAAUACUUCAAACUUUACCCGGAAGGCUUCAAGGCAGAGGAUGUCUACGUCUGUGAGUCACGCUACUCCGCCAAGUCUAAGUCCUUCAAGAAGAUCAAGUUGUGGACCAUGCCCUUGAGCUCGGUUCGCUUUGUCCCGAGAGAAGUGCCUCUGCCUGUUGUUCGCGUGGCGUCCAUAUUUGCCCUGAAACAAGAAGAGAAACCAACAGAAAUUACAGAUGAAACCAAAGUGACUGAAUGUAGCAUCAUCGAUAAGGACAGGGAAGAUGUGCCAUUGGAGAUGACCAACGGGGAAGCAGGAUGCCAAUACUACGAGCAGCUCUUCUACAACAACCUGUGGCUGAAAGUGGGAGACUUCGUCUACAUUGGCUCUCACGGACUUGUGCGCCACCGAGUGGGCAGGAUUGAGAAGAUGUGGAUGCGAGACGACGCUGGAUACUUUUUCGGUCCAAUCUUCAUCCACCCGGAAGAGACGGAGCACGAGCCCACCAAAAUGUUCUACAAGAAGGAAGUUUUCCUAAGCAACCUUGAAGAGGCUUGUCCCAUGACCUGCAUCAUAGGGAAGUGUGUGGUGUCGUCCUUCAAAGACUACCUGUCCUGUCGGCCAACUGAAGUGCCUGAAGAGAAUGUUCUGCUAUGUGAGAGUCGCUACAUUGAAAGCGAGAAGCAAAUGAAACGAUUUAAAGGCCUCAAGCGCUUUUCAUCAUCCGGAAAGGUGGUGGAGGAUGAAAUCUACUAUUUUAGAAAACUCAUAGCUCCUCAGAAGGAGCCAUCGCCUCUGCUGGACAGGAAAAUUGAGGAACUGGAGGCAAAGUUUGCCGACAUGACCGACGAGGAGCUGGAGGAGCUCGGCGACGACGACAACGAGCUGGAUCAUUCCCUCCCUCGUGUGCAUUCCUCCAUGUGUAGCGACAUGGACUUAAUGAGCUACACUCCACCACAGUCAACACCCAAAUCUCUCAAGGGUCUAUCCAAGAAGGAGGGCUCCAAGCGGAAGAUCAACAUGAGCGGAUACAUCCUGUUCAGCAGCGAGAUGCGGGCCGUCAUUAAAGCCCGGCACCCGGACUUCUCCUUCGGCGAGCUGAGCCGCCUGGUAGGCACAGAGUGGAGGAACCUGGAAGGUUCCCGGAAAGCAGAGUAUGAAGAGCGAGCAGCUAAGGUGGCCGAGCAGCAGGAGCGCGACAGGACUCACUAUCAGACGUCCCCGAGAGCAGGCAUCAACGCUAUGGGGGGUGGAACCAUGGCGGGCUUGGUGGGUCCUGGGCAGCAGGCUCCCCCUCCAUACCCAGGACAAAGCCAGACGGGCCAACCCGCACUCCAGCAGCCCUCCUCUCCGUUGUUUGUAUCCCCCCCAGCUAAGUCCCAGAGGCUCCUCCACUCGGAGGCGUACCUCAGCUACAUCGAGGGCCUCACUGCGGACUCCUCCACUGUCAGCAAGUGGGACCAAACACUUUCGGCUCAAAAACAAGACGUGCGCUUGACAAAAGAGCAGGAAAGCAGACUACCAUCCCACUGGCUGAAGAGCAAGGGAGCCCACAAAACCAUGGCCGACGCACUUUGGCGCCUGCGCGACCUGAUGCUGCGAGACACGCUGAACAUUCGUUACACACACAACCUGUAGCAUGGUCGUACGUAAUAAAUCUGAGCCUCUGCUCCCGCACCUGUGAGACGGGUACGGGGUUAUGCUCGCUAAAAGUGUCCACUUUGUGUCGUUCCGAUGACAUCGUUGUGUUUGUGUUGGCAGGUGCAAUGUUUCAUUUCACAUUUAAGAUAUGCUGUUCUAAGUGCAAUAUUGUUACAGUUGCUGUUAUGUCUGCCAUGGAUGUACGACGGAGUAUUAGGGCCACAUUGAAAAAAGUAAUCAUCUGAGAUUUCGGGAAUAAAGUCGUAAGUUUAUGAGAAAAAAGUUGUACAUUUACGGGGAAAAAAAGUCGUACAUUUACGAGAAAAAAAAGUCGUACAUAUACGAGAAAAAAAGUCGUAAUAUCACCUUUGCCAAAGGCCAGAGGUCACGCAAGUCCCUCCUUUUCAUAGCUGUCUCAGGCAAUGCCUGUUACGACGGAGUAUUAAAAUAAUCUCAGAAUUUCGAGAAUAGUCGUAAAUUUGUGAGAAUAAAGUUCAAAUUUACCUGAGUAAAUCCUAAUAUUAAAAAAGUCCUAAUAUUACCUCUGCCCAAGGCCAAAGGUCACAUAAUUCUCCCUUUUCAUAGCUGUCUCAGGCAAUGCCUGUUACGACGGACUAUUAAAAUAAUGUCCGAUUUUGAGAAUAAAGUCGUACGUUUAUGGGGAAUAAAUGUUGUAAAUUUACGAGAAAAAAAGUUGUAAUUUUACCUUUGCCCAAGUCAAAGGUCACAUAAUGUUUUACUUUAUUCUCCUAAAUUCACGAGAAUCGUAAAUUUACUACAAAGUUGUACAUUUAGGAAAAAAAAAGUCGUAAAUUUACCUUUGCCCAAAGCCAAAGGUCAUAUAAGCUCCCCCUUUUCAUAGCUGUCUCAGGCAAUGCCUGUUACGACGGAGGAUUCAAAUAAUGUCAUAUUUUGAGAAUAAAGUUGUAAGUUGUAUAAGUUGAAUAAGUUGUAAGUUUAUGAGGAAAAAAAGUCGUAAUAUGACCUCUGCCCAAGGCCAGAGGUCACAUAAUUUUAAAUUUUAUUCUCGUAAAUUCACAAGAGUCGUAAAUUUACGACAAUAAAGUUGUACAUUUAGGAGAAAAAAAGUCGUAAAUUUACAAGAAAAGUCAUAUUACCUUUGCCCAAGGCCAAAGGUCACAUAAGUCCCCCCCACCUUUUCAUAGCUGUCUCAGGCAAUGCCUUUUACGACGGAGUAUUAAAAUAAUCUCCGAUGUCAUACGUUUCUGAGAAAAAACUGGUAACUUCAUGUAACAGGCAUUGCCUGAGACAGCUAUGAAAAGAGGGGACUUAGGUGACCUUUGGACUUGAGCACUUGGAGGGGGCGGGUUAAGAAAGGAGGAAGUGAGAAGGGCUAGCCAUGCUAAUCUGUUUUGCUGCCACGUUAUAAAUAAAAGCUGAAACGAGAGGAAAGUUUCCUUCCUUCCUGAAGAGCGAUGCUCUAUUUUCCCUCUGACACGAUGACACAUAAUAAUACCACUUUAUUCUCGAAAAUUUACGGCUUUAUUCUCGAGAUCUCAGAUUAUUCUUUUAUUCAGUGUGGCCCUAACACGCCGUCGUAUGGAUGCCUUCAUGCUUUCACACUUGUGAAGUCUUCAAUUUGUCUGUUUUCCUUUCAUGUUUACAUUGAAGUGUAUUAAAAAGAAUGUUGCCAGGAAAGAA